GGUCUCCUUCGCGUCGAGUACUUAUCCAUCCCAGCUGCCCCUACUAGCCUAGCCUCCCGUGGUGCCAAACUCCAAUUUGUGUUCGCUUUUUUCCGUCAUUCCGCGCAGCAUCUUGUGACCCGAAUAAUGUCCGUUUCUGAAUUAGCUGUGUCUACUACCAGAUUGGUGAAUAUUUGGGUAGAAGAGGCAUCUUUUUUCUCCGCGACUGAAUGCCGGGUAUCUGAUUGAUCUCCGGUAAUUUGAUGGACAGCCAUAAUUCAUCUACGCCCCAUGUUCCUGAAGUAACCAUGGACAUCUCAUCCGCUUCUGGAGCAGCUGGGAACAAAAUUUGCAGAGGUGCUGCUUGCGACUUUUCUGAUGUCAGUAACACCUCCAAAGAUUCAAAGGAAAGGUCUGCAUCCAUGAAGAAGCUCCUAAUUGCUGUGAUCCUUUGUGUUAUAUUCAUGGCGGUUGAAGUGGUUGGAGGCAUCAAAGCAAACAGUCUUGCAAUCUUGACUGAUGCUGCCCAUCUCCUUUCGGAUGUUGCAGCCUUUGCCAUAUCUUUGUUCUCCCUAUGGGCAGCUGGUUGGGAAGCGACACCUCAGCAGUCAUAUGGAUUUUUCCGUAUAGAGAUUCUUGGGGCAUUGGUUUCCAUUCAGCUUAUAUGGCUCCUCGCUGGCAUACUUGUCUACGAAGCUAUUAUGAGGCUCAUUAAUGAAAGCGGCGAGGUACAGGGCUCCCUCAUGUUUGCUGUAUCAGCUUUUGGUUUGUUUGUUAACAUCAUAAUGGCAGUGUUGCUUGGUCAUGACCAUGGGCACGGUGGACAUGGGCACAGCCAUGGUCAUGGCCAUGGACAUUCACAUGACCACGAUCACGGUAACUCAGAGGAUGACCAUUCCCAUCAUGGAGAUCAUGAGCAGGGCCAUGUACAUCACCAUGAGCACAGCCAUGGUACUUCUAUUACUGUUACAACUAAUCAUCACUCUCAUUCGAGCACUGGACAACAUCAGGAUGUUGAGCAACCAUUGCUUAAACAUGAUGGAGAUUGUGAGAGUGCCCAGCCUGGAGCCAAGCCUGCUAAGAAGCCUCGCCGUAACAUCAAUGUUCACAGUGCCUAUCUGCAUGUAAUUGGGGACUCCAUCCAGAGCAUCGGCGUAAUGAUUGGAGGGGCUCUCAUCUGGUACAAGCCGGAAUGGAAGAUUAUUGAUCUCAUAUGCACCCUCAUCUUCUCUGUGAUUGUACUAUUCACCACAAUCAAGAUGAUCCGGAACAUACUUGAGGUCCUUAUGGAGAGCACCCCCCGUGAGAUCGAUGCCACCAGGCUUGAGAGUGGUCUCCGUGAGAUGGAAGGUGUGAUUGCUGUCCAUGAGCUGCACAUCUGGGCUAUCACAGUGGGGAAGGUGCUCUUGGCAUGCCAUGUGACGAUCACGCAGGAUGCGGAUGCUGAUAAAAUGCUUGACAAGGUCAUUGGCUACAUCAAGGCAGAGUACAACAUCAGUCAUGUGACCAUUCAGAUUGAGCGAGAGUAAGGCACAUUUCAGGUAGUUGGGGAUAAAGGUGUGUGCCUGUUAACGGUCUAUCAUCUUAAUGCCGGUUAAUGUUAGACUUGCACUUGCAAAGGCGUUGCAGGUUCAUCUAGCUGUUGCCUUUGGUGCUGGAGAAAUAUUAUAUGUACGCGUUUUCGUUAGCCCAUUAGUUGAAUGAACUAUUAAUCGGGUGGUGUAGUCGUUUGUAUUCACAUGGAUGCAAUUUCCAGACAAUUUUUGAGCCCCUUGUGAGUUAUCAACCUGCAUGUGUAGUUUCAGCGACACCCUUCCUUAGCACUUUAUGUAAAGAUCUGCUAUGGUUAUGGGCAGUGGGUAUGGAUGUUAUCCAGUUUCUGUUCGCUUUAUUAAGUUGCCUCCAGCAGUUUUUA
Molecule: messenger RNA, 1894 nt
Organism: Triticum dicoccoides
Lineage: Eukaryota; Viridiplantae; Streptophyta; Magnoliopsida; Poales; Poaceae
Product: metal tolerance protein 1-like
Exons: 2
Coding region: 243-1508 (421 amino acids)
Biological process (GO): zinc ion transmembrane transport
Cellular component (GO): vacuole; plasma membrane
Molecular function (GO): zinc ion transmembrane transporter activity
Source: RefSeq, a predicted model, not a curated record